Cavenderia fasciculata is the source of this 648-nucleotide messenger RNA. RefSeq names its product GTP-binding nuclear protein Ran (gene ranA). Gene Ontology annotation, molecular function: GTPase activity; GTP binding. The coding region runs from base 1 to 648 and encodes 215 amino acids. Lineage: Eukaryota; Evosea; Eumycetozoa; Acytosteliales; Cavenderiaceae. Gene Ontology annotation, cellular component: cytoplasm; nucleus. The record is from RefSeq and is a predicted model, not a curated record. Gene Ontology annotation, biological process: protein import into nucleus; ribosomal subunit export from nucleus. The transcript is spliced from 3 exons.
AUGGCUGAAACUCAAACUUCAUCUGAUCCAAUCAAAUUAGUAUUAGUAGGUGACGGAGGUGUCGGUAAGACUACUUUUGUCAAGCGUCAUUUGACCGGUGAAUUCGAAUCAAGAUAUAUUCCAACUUUGGGUGUAGCUGUUCAUCCACUCACUUUCUUUACAAACUUUGGAAAGAUUACAUUCAAUAUUUGGGACACUGCUGGUCAAGAAAGAUUCGGUGGUCUCAGAGAUGGUUACUAUAUUCAAGGUCAAUGUGCCAUCAUUAUGUUUGAUGUCACAUCACGUGUUUCAUACAAGAAUUGUCCAAACUGGCACAAUGAUUUAACCAGAGUUUGCGAAAACAUCCCAAUCGUUUUGUGUGGUAACAAGGUCGAUGUCAAGGAUCGUAAGGUCAAGCCAUCACAAAUCCAUUUCCAUCGUCGUUUCAACUCAUCAUACUAUGAUGUUUCAGCCAAGUCAAACUACAAUUUCGAAAAGCCAUUCAUUUGGUUAACCUCCAAGCUCCUCGGUAACAAGACUGUCACCUUGGUUCAAGCUCCAAACCUCAAACCAGCUGAAGUUGAAAUUGACCGUACUUUGAUGAAUCAAUACGAAGAACAAGUCACCAAGGCUGCUGCUUGCCCAAUUCCAGAAGAUGAAGAGUUCUAA